Molecule: messenger RNA, 423 nt
Organism: Rotaria sordida
Lineage: Eukaryota; Metazoa; Rotifera; Eurotatoria; Philodinida; Philodinidae
Source: the annotation of a GenBank genome assembly
AUGACAGCUACUAGCGGUAUUGAAAAACUUAAAGGUACAUGGGAAUACGUCGAUGGUGAACAUUUCGAUGAUUAUAUGAAAGAAAUUGGUGUCGGUUUUGCUCUUCGUCAAUCAGCUAAAUUGAUUAAACCAAAAUUAAUUAUUAAAGAAAGUGAUGGUAAAUGGUCAUUGAAAAGUGAAUCAACGCUUAAAACGGCACAAUAUGAAUUUACACCUGGUGUUGAAUUCGAUGAAACUCGUCUUGAUGGUGAAAAUGUUAAGUCCGUUAUCAAAUUUGAAAAUGAUAAAUGGGUUCAUACAAUGCGUGAUAAGAAUGGUAAAGAAUCGACAAUUGUACGUUAUGUUGAUGGACAAGGACAACAACAAAUUGAGAUGAAAGCUGGUGAUGUCACAGCUCGUCGUUGGUACAAACGUGGCGAGUAG